This is a messenger RNA of Glossina fuscipes, 365 nucleotides long. RefSeq lists its product as uncharacterized. The record is from RefSeq and is a predicted model, not a curated record. The transcript has 3 exons. Lineage: Eukaryota; Metazoa; Arthropoda; Insecta; Diptera; Glossinidae. The coding region runs from base 1 to 339 and encodes 112 amino acids.
AUGAAAAUAGCUCAACUUAAUUGUCGUGACAAAUUAAAACAGCUGGAAAAAUACCUUCAUUGUAAUAACAUGCCAUGUGUUUCUGAAACUUCUCUUAUGUCCCAUGAUUCAUUUUCUAUUAAAAAUUAUAACGUGGGUUCCAGCGAGACCAAUCCUUGUUCGGCUACGGCAACAACCUAUCGGACCAUCAUCAGUCGUGAAUUUGAAGCAGGCAACAACCCCUUUGCUGUGAACAGGAACCGCCGAAGGAAACAGUUACCGCCGCAGACUCUACAUCGGCACCAACAGCAUCAGGUCAUGUUGAAAAUUGUACGCGGUUUUUCUGCGGGAUGUGCUUAAAGGAUGACUUUUCAAUUUACAUUUUC